CUGAUGUAUAGACAGCAUGAGUGUAUUAAAAGGUGGGAAUUAUUUCAGGAUGGAGUUACAUCACCGUGGUUAAAUGUCCUAAAAGGAAAUUUACAAGUAAUUCAUUUAAUUUCUAUUGUAUGCAUGUUUAUGUUACAACAAAUAACCUGCUGCUAACCAAGGCUAUGAUUAAUAAUUUACUUUAGUUUUAGUGCACUUUUAAUGCUGUGGUUGUUAGAUAAUCCCACACAUGUGGCCUCAUACAAUUUACCUUUUUUUGGGGGGUGACCAAAUUAAUAGGAAGUAGUUUUAUUGCCAGAGGUCUAUCAGGACCUAACCUCAUCCUGAUGUUUCUGCCCAAGUGCUGAAGUAACAUUUCACAAGUUCAUUUAAUGGCACUACAAAAACAAAAGUAAUUGAAGCACUUCACUAAUGAUAUAUAGGCCUAUAUAUAAUAUAUGACCAUUUCAAGGAGGUAAAAACAAACCAAGCUGUAUAAACCUGAUUAGGAGGUUAUUAUGAGCUCAGUGUCUGUGAAUAAACUCAUUCCUGCUGCCAUAUAAACCAUCACACAGGGAACUGUUAGACCCACUGACUUCAUACAAACCCAAAUCCUUGUUUACAUCUGGUUUGACACACGUGAUUAAUUGCAAAUGUUCCUACAUUUUAAUAUGCCGUGCUCAAAGGUCAACAAACAGACAGGGACAUAAAAGCACUAAAGACGAUAUUUAAUGUAUAAACUGUUCAGAUAUAACUUCACAAACGUAUGAACAAUAUUUUACAUUAACUGCCGUUGGAUCUCACGACAACCGUCAACCGUUCGCGGCUGCGCAGUACGACCCCCUGCUUCAGAUAGAUUACCAUGUAAACACACACUUGUCGGUGAUUGGUGGAGAGGUUUUAGCGCGGCGCUCCGUCAGCCAAUCAGAGGAUUGUUUUUCUGUCACGUCGGUGCGAGGAUAGUAAGCUAACGGAUAAAGCAAACAUAAACUAAUACAAAUAACGCGGAUUGACGAUAAAGGCGAUACAGCACGGGCAGGUUUGAUUAUUUGGACCCAGUCCUGCUUGUUGGACUUUUAUUCGUACAACAAUGUGGUGCAGCCAUCAACGUAACGCAACGUGAGCUAACCAACGUUAGCAGUAGCCCGCUAUUUUUUUUUUUUUUUAGCGGAACGCAAAGGCCGCGGAGAAACACGGAGAAGAGCUGCUUCCUCUUCCAGCCCCGCUGACAAUGUAGGUUACGUUACGGGUUACAGAAUCACAGCGGUCGUAUAAGUAGUUCGGUGGCGCAGUCCGGCUCGUUUAAGUUUGUUUUCGUGUCGCUUUGCGGGCUACCUGGCUCGUUAGCUGUCUGGCUAUCCAGCUAGCAUGAGUGAAGUGACGGACUGCCAGCGGUCCGCUGACUCUGCAUCCAGGAAACGGUGUCCAUCCCCGGACCACGACGAGGCCAGCACGAUCCCCAGCAAGUCCACGAGAGUGAGCGACGCGUCAGACGAGGCGGGGGUUACUCCCUGCAAACACAGCGAGGCUGAGAGUAAAGAAGUCGUGGGCCAGUCGACGGAUGCGGGGAGAGACCCAGCUGCAGUGCAGACGGAUCCGGGUUCAGACACCUGCACACUACCUGUCAACAACUCCAGUGCUCACGGUGCCGGCAACACGGAGAAAGCACAGUCCUCAGAUGCAUCGGGAGCUGCUGACACAAAGGGAGGCGCGGAGAAGACAGCGGGGGCAAAGCUGCCUCCCUCAACUCCUCUGGACCAGUCCGACUCAGCAGCCAUAGCAGCUGCUGAAGCACUCGCCAGUCUCACAGGAGGAGACGGGGAAGACAGCCAAGAGACUCCUUGCUCUUCUGAAAAGGUUAAACAGGUGAAACCGGGGAGCAAAUUCAAACAACGCGGGGGCCACCAGUCUUCCAGAGCCGGCUCUAAAACACAGGCAGCCGCUGCGGACAGCUCCACAUCUGUGCACAGCACUGACAAAGAAGAUGCAGAUGACAUGCCAGAAGCGGACGAGGGCGAUGAAUCCAUGUCUGGAUCAUCCUCCACUCCGAGCUCCUCUUUCCCAUCAGACAAUGAGGACAAUGACGAUGGGGAGUGUGCCAUCGUGUCAGUUAAGAUGGCCCCGGAGAUGAGGCAGUCGGUGGCUCUCCUGGCGCAGGUGCAGAUGAGACUGGAAGCUCUGGAGAAGAAGAGCGCCCGGCUCCACCAACGGCUGGACCUGAAGAUUGGUCGUCAGCGGCGCCCACAUCUGGAUCAGCGCAGCUCCAUCGCCAAAACUAUCCCUGGCUUCUGGGUGACAGCUCUGUUGAACCACCCUCAUCUCUCAGCUCACAUCGACGAGACCGAUGAAGAUGCUCUUAGUUACAUGACAGAUCUGGAGAUCGAGUCCUUCAAGAAUAAUAAACUAGGCUACAGGAUCCGUUUCCACUUCAGACGGAACCCGUACUUCCAGAACAACAUCAUCAUGAAAGAGCUGCACCUCGGGUUGAGAGGGUCUCCCAUGUCUUUCUCCAACCCCAUCCUGUGGCACCGCGGACAGAACCUGACGGCCCACAGCGAACCCAGGAAGUCGUCGCGUGGGGUCUACCAGACCUUUUUCAGCUGGUUCAGUGACCAUAGCAACCCAGGGCAAGAUGAUGUAGCACAGAUACUGAAGGACGAUCUGUACAGAGACCCUCUGAGAUACUACCUCACUCCACUCUGGGAACCGAGGGAGAACGGCAGGUAAAAACACAUGUGUAUUCAAUCCACAGAUGCAUACA
This is a messenger RNA of Morone saxatilis (striped sea-bass), 2740 nucleotides long. It is a transcript of the gene tspy, whose product is annotated as testis specific protein Y-linked. Lineage: Eukaryota; Metazoa; Chordata; Actinopteri; Moronidae. The record is from RefSeq and is a predicted model, not a curated record. Bases 1348 to 2706 code for a protein of 452 amino acids. Gene Ontology annotation, biological process: nucleosome assembly. Gene Ontology annotation, molecular function: histone binding; chromatin binding. The transcript has 5 exons. Gene Ontology annotation, cellular component: chromatin; nucleus.